UUUAAGGGUAUGUAGGUUGAUUUUAGAAGAAACAGGAAGACAAAAGAGAGGUCACUGACCCAUACUAUACCAUGUUCGAUCUUCAAAAUAUACAUCUUAAAUUCACCUUCAUUUAAUGCUUAUGAUCUCUUCUUGUAUUAUUAUUAGCUUAUUUCUUGUUCUCACUAUUUAAACACAAUUUUUGGUGCAUCAUCACUACUAGCUUUGAAUCUCUCUACCUCCUAAAACCCUAGCAUAUCAUGUCAAAAAUCUCUUGUUUUGCUACCAUCUCCCUUCUAUGGUUAUUUUCCUUGACUACAUCAGCUAGCGCGAGCCGACGACUUACCGGAGUUGUUGUCAACCAAGAGCUGCCUCAAAACACCACAUUUCAAGAUCCUAUGAAGAAAAUGGAGAAGGUGAAAGUUAAGAGUACAAUCAACAUGAACGAGCCAUCUCAAGUGACUUCUACGAAAUUAUUAGACGAUGAAGACGGGAUGAAGACGAUGAAAAAGGAAAGAAAAAAGAAGGAAGAUCGACACGAUCACAAAACCGAACAUGAUACAAAACAAAGCAGAAGACAAGAUGGAGCAACGCGUGCAUACACUAAAACUUUAACGAAGCUCGUUAAGAGGAAGAGUCCUAGAGUUGUACUAUGGCGUGUGCCGAGGCCGAAAAAUGAAGUGCCACAAACAGGUUUUAACUUAGAUUAUGCACCACCAAAAGUGCAUCCUCCUACUCACAACUAAAAAUUUGAAUUUUCAAGUUUCAAAUCCUUGAGAAAACUAAGUAGUUAGAGUUAAGCGGUACGUUGAUAAGACCAAAUAAUCUACGGUCUUUUACUCUUUUAUAUAUCAAAUAGUAGUAGAGUGUAACAACUCGUUUUUUGUACAUAAUAAUAAUUUUUUUUCCUUCUAUGAAA
Chenopodium quinoa (quinoa) is the source of this 898-nucleotide messenger RNA. RefSeq lists its product as uncharacterized. The transcript is spliced from 2 exons. Bases 240 to 725 code for a protein of 161 amino acids. The record is from RefSeq and is a predicted model, not a curated record. NCBI's taxonomy places the organism in Eukaryota, Viridiplantae, Streptophyta, Magnoliopsida, Caryophyllales, Amaranthaceae.